GCCACAACCCACAAACUACACUCUUCCUCCUCGUUCAAACACGUACAGCUACUAUCAACCACCUACACUACCAGCAGCCCCUGCACCUACCUACUCCCCCUAUACACCUUACCCCCCAGCCCAGAGACAAGACAUGGGCCUCGCUUCAAAACUCGCCGCCGCUCAGGCGGCAGGCGGCGCUCCCGGCGCUCCUCCUGCCGGCGCGCCCCCUGCGGGCCAGUACGGUGCUCCUGCCCCAGGCGCUCCCCCCGCUGGUCAGUACGGCGCGCCUCCUCCUGGUGGCCCUCCCGGCCAGCAGCCAGGCCAGUACGGUGCGCCUCCCCCCGGCGGCCCUCCCGGCCAGUACGGCCAGCCCCCGCAGCAGCAGUACGGCCAGCAGCAGCAGCCAGGCCAGUACGGCGCCCCUCCUGCCCAGCAGUACGGACAGCAGCAGCCCGGACAGUACGGUCAGCCCCCUGUGCCCGGAGGCCGCCCAGGUCCUCCCGGUGCCCCCGGCGCUCCUGGAGCCCCUGGCCAGCAGCAGCCUGGCCAGUACGGCGCACCUCCCGGCCAGCAGCAGUACGGACAGCAGCCUGGCCAGUACGGUGCUCCUCCCGGUCAGCAGCAGCCUGGCCAGUACGGUGCUCCUCCUGGUCAGCAGCAGUACGGCCAGCAGCCCGGCCAGUACGGCGCUCCUCCCCAGCAGCAGUACGGUCAGCAGCCUGGCCAGUACGGUGCGCCUCCCCAGCAGCAGUACGGUCAGCAGCCUGGCCAGUACGGCGCGCCUCCCCAGCAGCAGUACGGCCAGCAGCCCGGCCAGUACGGCGCUCGCCCCCCCGCGGCUGGUGCUGCUCCUGUCGGCGCGCCGCUCAACCCCCAGGUCGUACUUCCCCUGCUCCAGCAGUGUGUCCAGGACCAAAACAUUCAGGCCUUCUACCCGCCCGGUUCGCUCGAGCCCAUUGCGCAGCGAGUUGCCCAAUCCGGGGUGCUUGACAAGAUCGCCAACGAGUGGCGCAUGCCAAAGGAGCUCGCGAUGGAUCUCGUCAAGAUGUCCCUCUUCGACUUCAUCCUCUACGUCGACGACUCGGGCUCGAUGGCCUUCGAGGAGGGCGGCGAGCGUAUCGACGACCUCAAGCUUAUCCUCUCCAAGGUCGCCUUUGCCACGUCGCUGUUCGAUGCCGACGGUAUCUCGGUUCGCUUCAUGAACUCGAACAUCCAGGGCGACCACAUCACGACCGAGGCCCAGGCGACCCAGCUUGUCUCCCAGGUCAAGUUCUCUGGUCUCACGCCCCUGGGCACGUCGCUGUGGAACAAGGUCAUUCAGCCCAUGGUUCUCGCCCCUGCGCGCGCCAACAGGCUCGAGAAGCCCGUCGUCGUCAUUGCCAUCACCGACGGCACGCCCGCCGGCGAGAACCGCGACGAGGUGUUCAACGUCAUCCAGCGUACCGACCGCGAGCUCAGUGCUACGCGCUACGGCCGUGAUGCCAUUUCGUACCAGUUCGCGCAGGUCGGAAACGACACCAAGGCGCAGGCGUUCCUUGAGACGCUCGACAACCACCCCGUCGUCGGCAACCUCGUUGACUGCACGUCCAACUUCGAGACCGAGCAGGCCGAGAUGAUGCGCAAGGGUGGUGUCGACCUCACUCCCGAGUUGUGGCUUGUCAAGCUCCUCAUGGGUCCUAUUGACUCGUCGUACGACAGCAAGGACGAGUAAGCUACCAAGAACGGCGGUGGAUUUACGGCGACGCUGGUGCACCACUUCAAGCCUGGUGGUGGUGGACCCCCUGGCGGACCGGGUGGGCCUCCUCCUGGUCCUCCUGGCGGACAGGGCUACAACAACAACCAAAACUACGGAGGCGGAGGUGGACCGGGAGGAUAUGGUGGAGGUGCGCCUGGUGGGCCUGGCGGACCGGGUGGUGGUGGUUAUGGUGGGCCGGGUGGUCCGGGUGGUGGACCAGGUGGAGGAUAUGGCGGGCCCGGUGGCCCUGGUGGACCUGGUGGUUACGGUGGGCCUGGUGGACCCGGUGGUGGUCCGGGCGGGCCUGGCGGCCCCCAGCGAUACUAGGUGUCGUAUGAGCUUUAUGGAUCGGACGUGGUAUGAAAUACAAGAUGAACUAUUGUGAUGUGGGG
Molecule: messenger RNA, 2109 nt
Organism: Vanrija pseudolonga
Lineage: Eukaryota; Fungi; Basidiomycota; Tremellomycetes; Trichosporonales; Trichosporonaceae
Exons: 7
Coding region: 134-1693 (519 amino acids)
Source: RefSeq, a predicted model, not a curated record